Molecule: messenger RNA, 2294 nt
Organism: Ictidomys tridecemlineatus (thirteen-lined ground squirrel)
Lineage: Eukaryota; Metazoa; Chordata; Mammalia; Rodentia; Sciuridae
Gene: Phyhd1
Product: phytanoyl-CoA dioxygenase domain containing 1
Source: RefSeq, a predicted model, not a curated record
GCCAGUGCUUGGAACUAGAGUUUGAUCUGGAAAGAACAACAAUGUGGGAAAACCAUCCACCUGCCUCCCAGAGUCCAGCAGAAUGAACCAAGGGUGGAGGCCAAGCUGUUCCUCCCCUACCCACCCCCACCCAGGCCUUUCCACUCUGCCUAAAACCGCAGUGAUAGACUUUUCUCUGGUUCCAACAGCAAUUUGAAAGACUUGGGGAAACUCAAAAAAUUUAAAAACCAUCAACCUUCGCAUUCUGCCCCAAAGGGCCCCCACUAGCGCUGGGUAAAGCAGCUGCAGGUACUCCCUAGGUGCCAUGCUCACGCCAACCUCUUUAUCAGCAGUGUCCAACCUACUGCUCACAGGAGGCCCUUCUGUUAGUCCCAACUGCAGAUGGGUAAAGUGAGAGUGGGCCUGAAAGCUGAGCUGCCUCCCUGAGCCUCUGCCACCAGCCUGCCGGGAGGUCCUUGGGGAGGUUGCUGACUGAGCAUGAGGGGCCUCGCUGCUCCUCUGUUGGCAGGUGCCUGCAUCAGAAGGGGUUAGGACAGCUGGGAACAGCCCUGCCCCCAUGACCCUCAUGGUUAUUCUCUGGCCUCUCUCCUCCCCCACCUAGACCCCCUGAGCUUCUCCCACCAGCCCCAGAAGCCCAGUGGGCUCACCUCCCCUGACCUUCCAGAAGCCUGCCUCGCUUGGACAAAGCAGCCGUUCCCAGCACAGUGGCCCAGAAAACAAGUCUUGACCUGAGGCCAAGGCUCUUGAGGGCUGAACAGUGUCCCUGCACUCACUCCCUCCUGAAACACUCUGUCCCUUCGUCAUUCAAAGCAUCAUUUCUGGGAAGGCCAGGGGCUUGUUUUCCAGAGUGGCCUUGUCAGCUACCGGGCUAGCGGGCAGUUCUGACCUUCCUGCCAAGCCUAACUUGAGAUGUUAAACAUCUUGGGUCUGAGGAUGGGAAACAGGAACCCUGAUCUCCCUCAUUCUGAAGACCCAGGCCCCACUCUCCAGCCUUCCUCUUAGCCCUGGAGCCACACCCAGAGCCUCUGGUUCCCUGAGCCAUUUUCUUGGCCUGCCUGAGCCCCUUUCAUGGCCUGCCUGAGCCCCUUGCAGCUCCAGAAGUUCCAGGAGGAUGGAUUCCUGGUGCUGGAAGGAUUCUUGUCUGUGGACGAGUGUGAGGCUAUGAAACAAAGGAUUGGUGAGAUCGUGGCUGAGAUGGAUGUCCCUCCCCACUGCCGCAUAGAAUUUUCCACCCAACACGAGGAACAGCUUCAAGCCCAGGGCAGCACAAACUAUUUCUUGAGCAGUGGUGACAAGAUUCGAUUCUUCUUUGAGAAAGGUGUUUUGGACAAUAAAGGAAAUUUCUUGGUGCCUCCAGAGAAAUCAGUCAACAAAAUUGGUCAUGCUUUGCACGCCCAUGACCCUGUCUUCAGGAGUGUCACACAUUCCCCCAAGGUGCAGGCCUUGGCCAGAAGUCUGGGCCUCCAGAUGCCUGUGGUGGUGCAGAGCAUGUACAUCUUCAAGCAACCUCACUUUGGUGGUGAAGCCUCCCCUCACCAGGAUGCCUCGUUCCUGUACACGGAGCCCCUGGGCCGGGUGCUGGGCAUGUGGAUGGCGCUGGAGGAUGCCACGCUGGAGAAUGGCUGCCUUUGGUUCAUCCCUGGCUCCCACACCAGCGGAGUGUCAAGAAGGAUGAUCCGGGCCCCUGCUGGCUCAUGGCCUGCUACCAGCUUCAUCGGGGCAGAGCCAGACUGGGAUAGAAGCCUCUUUGUGCCCACACCAGUGCAGAAAGGAGCCCUGGUCUUGAUCCAUGGGGAGGUGGUGCACAAGAGUGAGCAGAACCUUUCAGACCACUCACGCCAGGCCUACACUUUCCACCUCAUGGAAGCCACUGGCACCGUCUGGAGCCCAGAGAACUGGCUCCAGCCGACAGCUGAGCUGCCGUUUCCUGCCUUGUACACCUAAAGCCCUUGAAGGGCUGGGACCGUCACCUCCCAGUGCAGAUGUGGACUACAAACCCUAGCACGCUGCCUCCCAUGCCAGCUGCAGUGGGGAAGCUGUGAACCUGCAGAGCUCUCCUCCUUCAGGGUCUGUGCUUUCAGCCCUGCAGACAGCUGAGGGAGGCUGAAGUGGCAGUGCAGGGCCCAGGCUGGAUGAAGGCCUUCCCCAAGAUCUUACUUACUCCCCCACACAAACUUCCCCUUGAGGUGGCCUCUCAGCCAUGAAAGAGGUCUGGUCCAUUUUCAAGUCCUCUCUCAGGAGCAACUCUAAUAAUUACGCUGUAAGACACUCAAUAAAAAUGACUUCUGAAUGCA